Molecule: messenger RNA, 1088 nt
Organism: Oldenlandia corymbosa var. corymbosa
Lineage: Eukaryota; Viridiplantae; Streptophyta; Magnoliopsida; Gentianales; Rubiaceae
Source: the annotation of a GenBank genome assembly
UGUAUAACAUCUUUCCCUAAAGAACGGAAAAUCCCCCGGGGGCUGGUUAGUUAGUAGCACUCCUCCUUUCUCCUCCGAGCUCAGAAAAUCUCCGUCGUAAUAACAACCGUUCUGGUCUCUCCGGGAUUAAAGUAAAGAUUGAAAAUGGCGGAAGUAGAGCCAGAGAUAUUAAAUUCCAUACCAGAGACGAUAUUUAAGAAGAGGAAGAACAAUGAGGAGUGGGCUCUUCGGAGGAAGCUGCAACUAGCUGAAAAAACGAAAAUCAGGGCUACUAGUUUUACUAUAAAGAAGCCUGAACAGUUCAUCAGAGAAUACCGGGAUAGGGAGAUGGACCUUGUCCAAAUGAAAAAUAGGAAAAAGCAAUAUAGACGGAGCAUGGUGAUCCCGGAAUCCAAGCUCUUAUUUGUCAUACGCAUAGGAGGGAAGAAUGAUCUUCAUCCAAACACACGCAAGAUUUUGUACGCUUUGAGAUUGAGGAGAAUCUUCAGUGGGGUCUUUGUUAAGUCAAGCAAAAAUCUAAUGGAGAUUUUGAAAAAAGUAGAGCCUUACAUCACAUAUGGGUAUCCAAACCUCAAGAGUGUGAAGGAUUUGAUUUACAAGAAAGGUGUUGGAAAAUUUGAGAGACAGAAGGUUCCUUUAACUGACAACAACAUCAUUGAGCAGGUAUUGGGGGAGCAUAAUAUAUUGUGCAUUGAAGAUAUCGUAAAUGAGAUUGCGACUGUUGGUCCACAGUUUGAGAAGGUUUCCAGUUUUCUGUGUCCUUUUAAUCUUGACAAGCCAGAGAAGGCACUGCAGGGUAAAAAGAAAAGGUUCACGGACGGAGGGGACUCAGGUGAUCGAGGGGAUCAAAUCAAUGAGCUGAUUCUCAAAUUGAAUUAAUUGAUAUAUCGAUUAUUAGCUCUUUCGGUAGAAACCCAGAUAUUGAGUUGAUGUGUAAUGAAACCAAAUUCAGUCUUUUCCAGUUUUCAGGCAUUACUUAUUUUAUUUUAUUUUUUGAAAUAAAAUUUAUUAAUUUACUAGAAACCGUUCAGGCCAGAAAAACACAACUUACAAUUGACUAUAAUCAUAGUGCUUUUGUUGUGUUUCAU